CACCUCAUUUCUGAACAUGGUCAGAGCUAUUUCCACAUCACUUGUGAACCAAGCAGUAUCUUGUUUCUUGACAAUUUCCAUUAAUUGAGAACUUAGCAGCUCUUAAAGUCAACCCAUUUGGAUAGUUGUAAUUAUGAGCUCUUUCCUGUUUUCCCAUCUACUAGUGCCUUCUUUUCUAAGGGAUUCUAAUAUUUAUUUUCUGUGUACCUAUUUAUGUGCAUAUUGUUUUUCCCUUAAAGUUCCCUCAUAAGCUUCUUCCUAAGUAAGGACGUUUUCGUUUUCAUUUUGAGACAGUGCCUAACCAAUCAUACAUAGGUGCUUCAUAAAUGCUUGUCAUUUAUGGCUUGCUUUCCAAUCUUUUCACCUUUAUAGUUGCUCUCUCCUUUACCCGCAAUUAUCAAGCCAGAUUCCUUAUUGUUGCCAAUACAUAUCAUGUUAAUUCUCAUUUCCAUGUCUGUCUUCAUGCUCUUAUUUUCAUUAAGAAAUUGCCUCCUUUUACCUUUUCAAAGUCUGCUAACUCUGGCACAAGCUUUACCAUCUUCUCUAACCAUGUCAGCCUAGUGAGCAUUCCUCUUCCCUACAUUUUUAUGGAACUUUAUCAAACAGUUGGUGGUUAUUUUGAUCAUGUCUGACUCUUUGGAACCCCAUAUGAAGUUUUCUUGGCAAAAAUACUGGAGUGGUUUAUCAUUUCUUCCUCCAGCUAAUUUUACAGAUGAGGAAACUGAGACAAACAGGAUUAAGUGAUGCAUUAAGUACUUUGUCCAAUGAGCCACCUAGAUACCCUGUUAAACAGUUUAUCAUUUAAUUAUCUAGAUCGUGUAUCAUAUCAUAUCAACUAGACUCAAUUUCUUGGAAGAAUAUAUCUACUUUUUCUUGGGCCCUUAGUGCUCUUAGCACUGUGCUGAGCACAUAACAAAUGUUCAGUAAAUAGAACUACUUGAUUUGGAAUUGGAAAGAACUUUAGUAUUCAUAUAAUGAGACUCUUCUCCCCCAAAAUGCAUAUGAGAAGACUGGUCCCAAAGGGUUUAAUUUGUCUGUGGUUAGUCUGUAAAUAGUACAUCAGAAUUCAGGUUUCACUCAGCAAAUCUAGGGCUCUUGGCAUUCAUUACAACAUACUGCCUGUUUGAUCAAUUUCUAUCAUUAGACAUCAUUGUGGGCGCCUAACUUUUAAUGGAAAUUUGCUUUCUUUGAAGUAAAAGUAGGGAAAGGAGACAAUUAGAGAGGAAACCAUAUAAGAUUGUCAAAGCCAGUGAUGACUAUUUUACUUCUGGGAACUUUUUUACCUUUGACUUGCACUACAAGAGCUGUGUGGUUGUCUGGUUUUUUUUUUUUUUUUUGUAUGUGUGUGUGUGUGUUUGUUGUUGUUGUUGUUGUUUUUAACUUUUCCAUUGUGCUUUCUUAUUUUUGUUGGAUACAAAUAAUAAUUCUUUUUUUUCUCCAGGUUCAAGCUAUGUCAUUGAGUCUCAAAUCUCAUUGCAUCAAACCAAGUUGUAUAUUGCCUCCAGAAGUAAAUACAGUUCUUUAUACUUUGCCCUAGCAAGGACAGCACACAAGGCAGGAGUUAUAUUAAAUCUUCAGAGAAAUUCAUUUCCCCUUCCCUUUAUACGAAAUUUGUGUAUGAAUUAUUUAAUCUAUAUCAUGGGUAAUGGCAUUGUUUGUUAGCUGAUAGAACCAUAAGUCAUUUUCACUUCUCAUUAUCAUGCCUGUAUUUAAAAAGAAAAUUCAGGCAACAUCAGUUUGAAAACAGAUUUCUCAUUGUAAACUCCGGAGAUAAUGCAAACAAUCCUUGCUAAUAAGUAGAUAUGGUAUCUAAGUUCAGUCUCACUUAAGGAGCUUUUAUAAAUAGGCAAUGUUCUUUAGACACUAAGUGGCAAGUGUGACAUUGCUCCAUUCACAUGGAGAAAACCUAAUGGCUAUAUAUAAUCCACUCUAAUUAUAAUUAACAUUUAUAUUGCAUUUUCUAUUUUCUAAAAAUUUCCCUAAAUCAUCAACUAACCCUUGCUGUAUUUUGACAUUAUUAAUUCCUACUUUACAGCUGGGAAAAACAAGUACAAAGAAAGUAAGUUAAUUUGUUCCAAGUCAAAGUAUCCAGUAUGCUUCCCACAGCAUAAAAAAAAGCACCCUACUCCAACUUGAACAUAGUAAAAACUAGGAGUGGACAAAGGGGAAAGGGAUUAAACAAUUUAGUUUGCAUGUGUGGAGGUGGAAAUUAGAAAGUGGACUGGAAAGUUGUCUAAUACAUCUCUGGAGCUAAAGAUUCAACAAUUUGAAGCCACAAGUUUUCUGCUUGUUAAUUGUAUAGAAUCCUAGUGGCCACCUAGUUCAGGUGUUCUAAACCUGAGGACCUGCUGGAUAGAUUUCAUAGUGUCCAGUGAACUUCGACAGGAAACUAAUUACAUCUUUAUUUUCACUAACCUCUAAUUGAAAUUUAUUAUUUCAUUCCAUUAUGAAUAUAGGCAACAAACUGCAAUGACUCAAAAAAGCUUAAAACUCCCUGAUAUAAUUCAACCCUCUCAUUUUACAGAUGAGAAAAUUGAACCUUUACAAGGGUAAAUAAUUUGUCCACGAUCUACAGAUAAGUGAACCCAUCAAUUCCAGAAGGAUUUUCUACUAUAUCAUGAAAAAAGCGAGGUUGAAGACUUGGAAGCUCUGCUUCUCAUAUCCAAUUCAUGUUGGGGUCAAUAGUAUUUGUGAAGUGCUUAGUACAUGCAUGGCACCUUUUCAGAGCUCUAUAAUGCUAUUGGCUUUCCUUUUAUUUCCAAUUUAUUCUGAAUAUAAAUUUAUACUUUUUUUUUUUUUUUUGCAAGGCAAUUGGGGUUAAAGGACUCACCCAGGGUCACACAGCUGGUGUUAAGUGGUCGAAUUUGAACUCAGGUUCUCUUAACUUAAGGGGCAGUCCCCUAUCCAGCUGCUCCAUCUACAGUUUCUUGUUGCUUCCUGCCCCUCCCCAUUAGACUAAAUUCUUUGAGAGUUGGGCAUUGUUUAGCACAGUGCCUGGCACCUAGAAAAUAAGUGCUUAAUAAAUGCUUCAUUUGAAUUAAAUUGACAAGUAAAAAGAAUGAAACAGCUCUUACUGGAAAGGAGUGUAUAAUCGAACGGGGAAGAUUAAACUUUAUAUAAAAACAUACAGCAGUAGUGUUAUUUGGAAUGGCUAUCUGGGAGUAUGGAUACAGAGAGAAAUUAUGAUAAAAAACUCAUAAAAUUUUAUUUUAAAAAAACUACCCCAAAUCCACACAGCAUAAAUAUAAAAUUAAUUCAAAUACAUACUAAGUAGUUAAGUACUAGGUAGUCAGGAAGGAAAGGAGAAGGGAGAGGGAGGGAGGGAAAGAAAAUGAGAGAAGAGAAGAAGGAAAAGGGAAGAAGAGGGAGGGAGACAAGAGAAGGAAGGAAGAAAGGAGAAGCAGGGACAUAAAGUCGCUGUUGUCAAGGAACUGGAAGGGAACAAGAGAAAACAAAAAAUGGCGACCUAGGAAGAGAACUGUUUCGGGAAGCUACGGGGAGGGGCCAACUGCCACAAAAGAUAAAGUGACGGAAGUACGAGAUCCGGAACUUCAUAGCCAGAAAACUAGAGGCGGCCCACAUAAGCACGCCCUCUAUUCUUCCCCGCCUAAUUCUGAGCUUUUCACGCCGAGUUACUAGCAGAGAAGGAAACAGGGUGGGGCUCUACGAGCCCUGGAUAGAAGGUGGCGGAUGGGGAUUGCGCAUGCCAGCCAGUCUGUGCAAAGAGCCCUGGGACGCCUGGCAAAAGAAAACCUCCCGGUGUGCACUAUACCCUGCUGCCCCUGGAAGUGACGUCCCCGAAAGACGGUGAAGUAAGACCAUGGCCCACGAGGCCCUUGGGUAUCCGCAGCGGGAGACUCUGUCCCGCUGGGAAAGGGAGCAAGCAAGGCUGAAAACCAGUGUCAUUGACUGGGAUACAGAAGCAUGGCAGAGAGAUUCAGAUUUUGCUGGUCUGCAUCGGGUCGGGGGUGUUGAUAUAUCCUUCAUUAAAGGGGAUGAUGUCAGAGCCUGUGCCUCUUUAGUGGUGCUUAGCUACCCUGAGCUUGAGGUGUUAUUUGAGGAAUGCCGGAUGGUUAACCUAACAGCUCCCUAUGUGUCUGGUUUCUUGGCAUUUCGGGAAGUCCCUUUUCUGGUGGAUGCUAUUCAGAGGCUACAGAAGAAGGAUCACAGUCUCAUGCCCCAAGUUCUUCUUGUGGAUGGAAAUGGGAUACUCCAUCACCGAGGAUUUGGAGUGGCCUGUCACAUUGGUAUCCUUACAAAUCUGCCUUGUAUUGGAGUGGCUAAAAAACUCCUCCAGGUAGAUGGGCUGAAGAAUAAUGAUUUACACAAAGAAAAGAUUCAGCAACUAAAGCUAGGAGGAGAUACCUUUCCUCUGGUGGCUGACUCAGGUACCAUCUUGGGAAUGGCUUUAAAGAGUCACAACAAGAGCACCAAACCUUUGUAUGUCUCUGUGGGUCACAAGGUGAGUCUGGGGACUGCAAUCCGCCUGAUCCAAGCCUGCUGCAGAUAUCGGAUUCCAGAGCCUAUUCGUCAGGCAGACAUUCGAUCCCGAGAAUAUAUCCGGAGGACUCUUGAACGUGCUAUCACACAGGAAUCAAGGCAAGAGAGGGAUCAUGAGGGAAUGAGAAAGAAGCAGAGCCCAACUUUGUCCCUUGCAAGAAGCUUAGAAGAGUCUACAGGAGAGGAGAGACCUGAGAAUCCCAGCCCAGGACUUCAUUCAUAGCUGUAUGACCUGGGGAUCAAGCUUUUGAGAUGUUGUCAUUGGGAGCCAACGAUGAAAGGAGAAUAGAACAUUGUGAAAAUUCUGAACAUCUUUCUCUGGCAGACUGGUCAAAGGAAAAUGCAAUUAUGUAGAAGCAAAAUUUCACUCUCAGGACAUGUCUUAUAAGAACUCAGUACUUUAUGUGAUUUCAGAAGCUUGAAUAAUUACAUGAGCUUAGCUUUCCAGUCAUGAUGGAAGACUUUUGCACCAGGCAGUGUGUGUCACCCAUGUGCUCACAGACACUAGAGAUGACUCAGUAUUUGAAUGAUUCAGGACCUUUAAAAUAUUACCUGUCACAGAGUAUAACACAGAUCACCUAACUUGUGAUAUCACUUACACGAGGCUAGUUUUUCCUUAAAAGGUGUUGAAAUGGCCCUGGAGACUUAGAUGACCAGGAGACCAAGACUUAAAAACCAUCUUCACUUCCUGGUAGUCUGAAUCCACAAAGCCAGCACUCUUGAGGAACAGCACCCAACUGAAUUCUUUCCCUGUGGUUGCCAAGUAUAAACCCAUUUUUAAAACUAUUAACAGUUGGAUAACUGUAGCCUAUUAAUUUUAUUUUAAUUUUGAACUGGAAGCUCCAGCCUGGCCUGAAUCAUGCCUAGCCUACAACACUACCUUAACACCAUCAUGCCUGUGGUCACGCAGCCUGAGGAACAGCUAGUCCAUGUGUUCAGCAGAAGACAGAUUUCAAGAAGGCAGAGAGCCAACUUCUCUCUGGAAAACUUGUGAGGCUUUUUUUUUUUUUUUAAAUUUGGAGACAAGAAGUAGGACUCACUUUUAAAAGAAAAAAUUCAAAUUAAAAAAAUAAUGACCCAACUCCCAUCAAACCCAUUGUUCCCCUCACAGAGUGACUGACUUGUGCCUCUUGCCCAGCUUUCUGCCUCUUGCUCAGUUCUCUUAAGAAACCGUGGACCAGCCCAACCCAUUCGCCAAGCCUGGCCAAUCUCUAGCAUCAUAUAAACACGUCGAGGGAAGGGAGAAAAGAAAGUUACCUAAUCACCAGCUCUUGCUGGCUCCAACAGACUGAAAGAGGGUGCUGUGGGUGGGUGGGAAAUACACAGAGGGAGCUGUACCUGCCAGCAAUCUGCUCAGUGAAUAAAGUCCUAGUCUCUCCUACCUGAGAAUGGAUUUUUAGGCACUGAAGAGGCAGCCAGACUCAGCUGUCAUGGACAAAGUUCCUGUUCUCCUUAGAAUAUUAGGGUCAAUCUAACCCCUUGCUUCCUUCACUUGUGACUAUAUGUAUUCUGUUGUUUUCCUCACCUUGUUCCUUCCCUCUGGCCCAUCACCCAGCCUCAGAGUUCUGGCUCCAGAACUCAUUUCCACAGUACAAAUUUGGCUUUACUUUUGUAGUUUGGCCAGAGCUUUCCUAGACCUGAUAAAUAUAAAGAUUAAUAACCUGCUCUGAUGCCUAAAAUAGCUGCAUCAACCUUCUUGGAGUUGUUUUGUCACCCCAAGAGGCAAACUAGAAGAAAUCCCUCAGAUGAAGGGUGUGAAGGUGGGAUAUGGAUUCUGGUGGAGACAGAGCCAGAGGAAAGGGAACUCCUUUGAGUAGCUCAGUGCCAGCAGCUGGUGCCUGUGCUAAGCAGCCUUCCAUCCUCCAUGUUAACUGCAUAGCAAAGAGUCAGGAGCUCUCAUCCUCAACAUCAACAGUGCCUGUCCUGCCAGCCUGGAACUUCAGAGCUUUGGUUUUGUACAAUGGGAGCUACUUGUACGCCCAACUCACUGAAGUGUUGAAACUGCUUUGUUUCUCUCCUUUUUCUUUCUAACUCCAUGUCCCAGAUUUCUCUUAAUGAAUAACACAUAUUUUUGUUAUAAGCUCUCCUAGCAGUAGCAAGAAGUUUGUUUUGUUAAACUUUCAUCUUUGAUUCAUUCUAACCUCCCUGAGAAUAAAUGAUUUAUGAGUUCCAUUUAACAGAUGGGGAAACUGAGGAUCAGGGCAGAAGACUUACCUGAGACCCCACACAGAAUAGGGGUUGGAUCUGGGGUUUUAACUCUUCCCUUUCAGUGUUCAUCUUGUCAUCUCCCCCCCCCCCCCCCAUUUUAAAUGAAGUCUAAUGAUGGGAAGUGAGCUAUUGUCUUUAAAAAUAGACUUCUUCAGUGGAUUGGAGAAAUGUGAAGAAACAAGAGAAAAUGAAAAAGGGAAAUUUUGUGUCUAGGGAAUGCUGCUAUUCCCAUUUUCUCCUCUUUCCUGGAUUUCUCAAUCAUUCUUUUGUGAAAUCUAUAAGGUUUCAGGGUGUGGGAGAUUGAGAUGGAAAAAGUGUAAAUUUGAAGGGAAGUUUGAGCCUCUCUCUAGGAGUACUAUAUUUCCUCCCAUAUUGAACAUGUAAAGUUGCUUUCACACUCUUAGUUGGGAGCUGGAAAAUGGUCAUGAAAAGCAUAUGUUGUGUGAUUAAAGACUGUAGUCUCACAGAUAUCCCUAAAGCCUCUACUUGGUGAACAAGAUAGAAUAAGAGGAAUUGGGGCCUCCUUUAUAAGCCUUUCCUUAGGCUUCAAGAGACUUCUCUAUCUAACGAAAUCCUGCCCCACUUGAGGCAAGUGGCUUGGAUUCAGGUUGUUUUUACAUUUUAACUUCUCCUGCCAGACAUCAUGUCUUUCAACCCACCUACAGUAAUAUAUUCUCCCUUUCACUUGGUUGCACCUUCCCUUUCUCCUCUCUGUGCAUUUCUUAAUUCUAUUGCCCCUCAUUUAGUUUUUGAUUUUCCCUUGGCAGAUAGAUUCUGAAUAUUUUAUACUAUUGGUAGUUACUUUAAAUGGAAUUUCUCUUUGUAAGUCUAACUGUUGGAUUUGUUAGUGAUAUAUAAGAAUGCUGAUGACUUAUUUUGUAUCCUGCAACUUUGCUAAAGAUGUGGAUUAUUUCUAAUAGCUUUUUAGUAGAAUCUCUGGGAUUCUCUAAGUAUAUCAUCAUAUCAGCAAAGAGUGAUAACUUGGUUUCCUCAUUACCUACUCUAAUUCCUUUAAUCUCUUUCUCAACUCUUAUUGCCAAAGCUAGCACUUCUAAUACAAUAUUGAAUAGUAAUGGUGAUAGUGGGCAACCUUGUUUCACUCUUGAUCUUAUUGGGAAUGCUUCCAGUUUAUCUCCAUUACAUAUGAUGCUUACUGAUGGUUUUAAAUAGAUGCUACUGAUUAUCUUAAGGAAAAGUCUAUUUAUUCCUAUACUCUCAAGUGUUUUUAAUAGGAAUGGAUAUUGGAUUUUGUCAAAUGCUUUUUCUGCAUCUAUUGAGAUCAUAUGGUUUUUGUUAAUUUGGUUAUUAAUAUAGUCAAUUAUACUAAUAGUUUUCCUAAUAUUGAGCCAGCCCUACAUUCCUGGUAUAAAUCCUACUUGAUCUCCAUUACUCCUUUACUUGUUUCCCUACUUCCAAUUUUCCUUUUUUUCUUCUACCAUUUAUCUUUCCUCUUCUCUCUCCUCACUUCUCCCCUCCACUCUUCUCUAUUUCACUUUUCCCUUUCCUUUCUUCCCUCUAGCUCUCCUUCUCUCUCCUUUGUCUUCUUGAGAUACCAUAAGUAGUUAUAAUAGUUAAUAUUUGAAUAUCACUUUAGAUUUGAUACAUAUACAUAAGAUCAGGAAUUUCCUAAAAGCCAAGGGCUCUUAGGCAACUCAAACUGUUGUACUUUCCCAAACUAAUUUUCCUUCCAACAUUUAUGAUUCAGAUAAGAAAACCCUCCUAAGUGCAUAAAACUCACCAGGCUUGCCUCUUUCUGCCUUAGUAGUUGAUCUGAAAUUCUGCCAAGUCCCUUAGAACUGUCCUUGUCUACUGAGGCCAAUGCCUGAAGCAACUUCCUAGACCAUAAAAGCCUUAGUCUGAUCUCUUCCUAUUGGAUUUAACUUUGUCUUCAUUUCCUACUCCAGGUGCUCUAUGGGACUAAGAUUUAACUAAUGACCUCCCACAAUCCACAGCAGAGCAGAGAAUUGAGUCCCCAACUUCACCUUUUAAGCCCCCUGAUCUUCUCUUCCAGCUGAGCUCUGGGAAGGCAUAACAGGGGUUAAGGUUGUGCUAUUUAGUUCCCAGCCUUGGAACAAAAUAAGCAGUUCCUAAUGCCCCUUGCCAAUAUCCAAUAUCCCUCUUCCACUCCACCCCCAAAACCCUAACCUAUGACCUGUCUAUGAAUUUGCUCAUUUGAGACGUACUGUCUAAGAAAUGAUAGAGGCAGAUAACCGCUUCAAAUCACUUCAGAUAGAAAGGCAAAUCUAUUUCCCUUAAUCUUGAUGAGUGGAUAAGUGGGGAAGGGGCAUUUAGUUAUUCCUUAUUCUUAGAUUCCAGCCAGAACCCAAAAUGAAAAUCCAUCACAUUUUAGAGAUCAAGAGCAAUUUCAUAUAUCUGCCCAGGAUGUUCUUUCUCCAAGACCCUUCCUUCUCUGUAGUUUGAGGCUGGAUUUCAAAAUCUCAUCUCAUUUCUGCAUUGGAGUGGGAAGAUAACCAAGAAGAGAAUAGUCAUCUCUACCAUACCUUUUUGGUUCCUAUGAAGGGGGAGGGAAUAUUGUUCUCUUUAAGAUUGUCACUCCUAGAGAUUGUGUCCGCUCUUCUGAUCUCAGAGAUCAGGAUCUCCCAGGCUCCAAGUGAAGAAGGGAUCCCAAAAGUCUGAAAAUCCUUAAAGGAGAAAAUCUCCUUCAACUCUGCCUCAGCAAGGGGACUCCAUCCCAAAACACAGUUUCAUCUUUGUUAUCUGGGUGGGUUUGGCUCAGUCCUCAAACCCAUUGAAUUCAAUUCAAAUUCUAGCCCUAGUUGAAACCCAGCGGAACCAACUUGGGACUCCACCCACGAGCCCCCUUCAGCUUGUAGCCAAAGUCCCCUAUUAUAAAAGAGCCAAACUAAAACCCUCUUUGCAGAGGUUCCAAACAUGCCAGCCUUAUGCUUGGCACCCCAAGGAGCUUCUGCCCACUAGAAUACUCUUUUCCAAUGCCCUCUUCUCUUUACUCUCACCUAUUUCCUUAACUAGACUUUAACCUUACUUCCAAUCCCCAUAAUAAAUCUCUUUUAUCAAUCUAGGUUUUCAGGUCUGUAAAUUCUUUUACAGAGAACCUGUGCUUGCACCGAAUGCCAAGGGGUUGCAGGGGAGUCAAACCCCUCCAUUUGAUUUCCUGAACCCUGAACCUGCCACUAGACCUUAUUUAACUCCCUGACCACAAGAAACCCUAAUUUCAUUUGGUUUCCCAAAUCUAAACCUUAUCACAAGAAUUCUAGAGAAGAUCCACCCUCCCCGGAUAAGAGAAGCAAUACUAUUCUGGAGCAAAUCAACUCCUAUAGAAAUUCUAAAUUCUCAUUCAAUUGAGAAAUCCUAGUCUGAUCAGCUUGGGCUGCCCAGCCCCUACCAAGAUACCCAAUAUAACAGCUUCCUAGAAUUAAACUCUUCCCAGAUGGCCCUAGGUAGCUUGCUCAGCUGCCAGGACCCUUCUGUCCAUUGAGAAAGCAUUCUCAGCCCCAAAACUUCAUUUCCCAAUAGAUCUUUGCCACUAUAGAAGUCAGUCCCUUAGCAAACUGAUUUCUAUCCAACAAUAAACUUUCAUUUUGUAACUAAUAA
Messenger RNA from Antechinus flavipes (yellow-footed antechinus), 10281 nucleotides. RefSeq names its product endonuclease V (gene ENDOV). Lineage: Eukaryota; Metazoa; Chordata; Mammalia; Dasyuromorphia; Dasyuridae. Gene Ontology annotation, cellular component: nucleolus; cytoplasm. Gene Ontology annotation, molecular function: single-stranded RNA binding; RNA endonuclease activity producing 5'-phosphomonoesters, hydrolytic mechanism. The transcript has 9 exons. The record is from RefSeq and is a predicted model, not a curated record. Bases 3821 to 4723 code for a protein of 300 amino acids. Gene Ontology annotation, biological process: DNA repair.